Alosa alosa (allis shad) is the source of this 639-nucleotide messenger RNA. RefSeq names its product chromosome 11 C15orf39 homolog (gene prmt2ip). NCBI's taxonomy places the organism in Eukaryota, Metazoa, Chordata, Actinopteri, Clupeiformes, Clupeidae. The coding region runs from base 1 to 312 and encodes 103 amino acids. The record is from RefSeq and is a predicted model, not a curated record. The transcript has 3 exons.
AUGCGGGCCGGCGGCAUCUUCGUCCCCAUGCUGGUGGUAAAGGAGGGGCUGUUCCCGCAGGUGCACGGUACCUUCAUCGACCAGGUGCUGCAGGAGCAUCGGGUGGAGCUGCGCCCCACCACCCUCUCGGAGGAGAAGCACCUGACCCAGCUGCAGAAGCGGGCAUGCUCGUCCAAGCUCCGCAGGCUGCUGUCGCUCCGACACCUACCAGAUAUUUACGCCGACGUGCUCAACCUGUUCUACUACACCAGCGUCUGUAAGGCCCUAGAUUCCACUUCCCACGUUGCUGCCAAAAAGACACCUCAGAUGUAGCGCCUGAUGUGUCAAUCAAGACCGAACCAGAGGAUCUUCCUGAAGGAAAAGACACCUUGGGAAAUGUACCUCCCUCCUGCUGUCCUGAGGCGUCUCCACCAGAUUGUAAAAGCAUGCAGGGCCCUGAGGGGGUCUGUGUCAUGGUGAAGCAGGAAGCUGAGCAGAGGGAUAUCGGUGUGCCUUCAGGGAUCUGGGAGAAGGAACAGGAGAUUGUAGAGGAAUCGGAGAACAUGGAGGAACCCAUGCGUUGGACCAUAGUGAAUUCUUUGGCUGGGGGGGAAGAGGAGGUGGCCUGGGAGGUGUGCACCACGGACAGCAAGGAGGGGC